CCUGUAGCAGCCAUGCCUACAUGGCAGUGAAGAAAGAGCCGGAGGUGUUUGCAUGUUUACGCUGGAAUCGGCUCUGCUGCGCAAUUAAUGGAUCUGCGGAGGAGUCCACACGUCUCGCGAGAUUACUGGAACACUGUCGACAAAAAAGUGUGUUAAGCCACCGCCCGUCUCACUGACACCACCAUCAUGCCGACUGAGGAUCAGCAGUCACAGCAGCCCCGCCAGAGGAAGAAGAACAAAAAGUCCCGGUCCAAGGGGAAGGGGAAGGGACCCGGUGGGAGUCCCAGUGCACACCUGGGAGGCACUUUAAACGGGCAGGAUGACCUUCCCUUACCCCCCGUCCUCCAGCCUCCUCCUAAGAAGCCAGUGGAGGAGAGGCCUAAAGUGUCAGUGGCCAAAGUGGAGGAGGAGUCGUCCAUAGCCAUCUGCCUCCAGGUGCUCUUCCCCUACCUGCUGGCUGGGAUGGGCAUGGUGAUGGCCGGCAUGGUGCUGGACAGCGUACAGCACUGGGAAGUGUUCAAGGUGAUCACCGAGGUGUUCAUCCUGGUGCCAGCGCUGGUCGGACUCAAAGGCAACCUGGAGAUGACACUGGCUGCUCGCCUCUCCACUGCUGCCAACACAGGGCAGAUGGAUGACCCUGAUAAACAGUGGACCAUGGUCUGCAGCAACCUGGCACUUAUACAGGUUCAGGCAACAGUCGUGGGCUUCCUGGCGGCUGUGGCAGCAGUGUGUUUGGGGGCGGUUUCUAGAGGAGGAGUUGAACUGGACCAGGCAGCCGUCCUGUGUGCCAGCAGUAUCAUCACUGCCUUCGUAGCUGCUCUCUCCUUAGGCUUGGUGAUGAUCGGAGUGAUAAUCGGUUCCCGGAAGGUGGGGAUCAACCCCGACAACGUGGCCACGCCCAUCGCUGCCAGUCUCGGUGACUUGAUCACCCUGUCAUUGCUGGCCGGGGUCAGCAGCACGCUCUAUGAAUACAUAGAUGUGUGGUAUCUGUCACCCCUGGUGUGUGUGGUCUUCCUGGCUCUGAUCCCACUGUGGGUGGUGGUGGCCCGGCAGAGCCCUCAAAUCAGGGAGGUUCUCCGCUCGGGAUGGCAGCCAGUCAUUGUAGCCAUGUCCAUCAGCAGUUUUGGAGGCCUUAUACUUGACAAGACUGUGAGUGAUCCCAACUUUGAGGGCAUGGCCGUCUUUACACCAGUCAUCAAUGGUGUGGGUGGUAAUCUGGUGGCCAUCCAGGCCAGUCGUCUCUCUACCUACCUGCACUGCUGGAGCAUCCCGGGCGUGCUGCCAUACAAGAUGAGGCAGCACUGGCCCAACCCCUGCAUCACCUUCUUCUGCUCAGGGGUGAACUCCAAGUCAGCGCGUGUGUUGCUGCUGCUGGUGGUCCCUGGUCACCUGGUCUUCCUCUACGCCAUCUCUCUGCUGCAGGGAGGGGAGGCACCCAUCACCAUAGCCUUCACCAUCUGCUACCUGUUUGCCGCUCUGCUUCAGGUGGGCAUUCUUCUGUACGUGGCGGACCUGAUUGUCCGUCUGAUGUGGAGGAGGAGUCUGGACCCGGACAACUUCUCCAUCCCCUACCUGACCGCCCUGGGAGACCUGCUGGGCACCGGCUUCCUGGCCCUCUGCUUCCGCGGCGUCUCCUUGCUCCACAGCCUGGGUCUCUGAAAUCUGCCCCCCCCACACACACACACACACCUCUUACCCUGAACUCUCAGCCAGCCACUGUCUUGUUGCACUGAUGUUGUUUGAUUUACACAGAAAUGCUUUGAUUGGACAAAAAAAGCAUUUGAUUGACCCUUGUCACUGAGCUGGCUUGUACCAAGAAGCCCACCCAGGUGACAAAAAAUUCAAAGCUGCUCAUUGGUGGAGAGAAUUGUCCACCUCUGAGCUGAUCUUCAGCAGAGGAAUCUGUAGCCACCAUGAUGCAGUGUGACAGCAUACAACCCACUGAAUUCUGUAUAGUUCCCUAGAAAUGUUGAUCAGCGGCCAUUACUGUGAAACAUUUUGGAUCGUGUGUGUGAUAUCUGGUUGGACUUUGGGAUAGACAACCAGUGGACUUACCGCAGUCCACAUAUGGAAACAUGUGGACGGGCUAUACUAUGCAUUCAUGCCGAAGCUUGGGAAAUGUUAAACAUCAGCUGGAAUCUUCUGUCAAAGUCGUGCCCUUUUAGACUAAACUGGGCGGAAGCUUUCCCACAACCCCACUAACUGGUUUCCAUUUUACUUGAAUUGAUCGUUGUGCGGCGCUUUAUGUGCUGAGAGUUUGAAAGUCCCAUCAGGCCUAUUCACAUCAUGUCUGUCUGUCAGAAACAAGGCUCUUUUUCUUAAAGUUCCUUCACUCAAGCUGGUAUCUUUCAAAUGGACGGGAUCCAUAUCCAUAUCCAUAUCCACACCCAUGUGUCAAUGAGAGAAUACACGUCUCUAGUGUGGGGACACUGUCUCCAAACUGCAACAUGUUAUGAAAUUAGCAAGUGCAACUAAUGCUGCCACACCUGUGAGUGAUGGGGUUGGGUUUUUUUUCUGCUAUUUCACAUCAUCGUAGCUGUUGCUCCAGGGUCUAAACAGCCGUGUUCCCAAGCACUUUACUGAGUUUGCAGGACCCAGCGGGAUCCUAGUGGGAAAGAGCUGUGCAAUUAAUUGAAAAAAUAUGGAAAAUGUCCAUAUUGCAGCUGCAACUGGAGCUGAUUGUUGCUGUUUCGCUGUCCGGAGAGACUGCAGAGAGCCUUUCAGAAAGACCACCUAACUAGAUAUUCCAGCGUUGUGCGGUAUACUAGUUUUAUUCAAACUGAGCAAAUGACAAGCAAUAACUAGUUUUUUCCUCCGUCCACAUUUGUGUCCAAAGGUAUCACAAUUUGAAGAGUAGUUUCAGUGUUCUACAAAAUAUUUACCAUGUUUUGUUUUUGUGCUGUCAGCCAGUCUGAGAGAUGACACAGAUAUCUUUCUCAAGUGUGGACGAUCUUAACUCUUGAAGAAUUGACAGUAUUUGGAGACAGUGUUUUUAUCAUUCACCUUGUGUUUACAACGACUGUGUAGCCUGAGGAUCCUGGGUAAUCGCUCAGUACUUGAUACUAACAGUCCCUUUAACAGAGGGGGUCCAUGAAGCCUUACUGUUCUCAUUAUUAAAGUAGAAUAUUUCAAGAUGCUAUCAGAACCAUAAAACCUCAUCAUUACAGCAGCGAGUACAUGCACACACUAUUCUUGAUGCUAAUUUAUUUCACCUUUUUAGCUAUUUGAUAUUUAUUUGGUGUGUGUAUCUUCAAAUCCAAAUUAUGAAUACCCCAGAUUCAGUGCAUGAAUGAGAAAGUGCAAAUAUUGAUAUGAAAAAAGAACUGGAAAACAAACCAAGUACUGUAUACUGAAGCAUACUUGCUGAUAUAUUCACGUUCCAGCUACAGUAUGAAAGCCCCGACUUGAAACGACACCCCAGAGGUCACAAAGUGCACGGCACGGCUGGCACUGACAAAUGUAGUCGAGUGUAUCGCGGACCAUGUCAACUCAAUCAUUUUGUGACUGCUGGCGAGUUGCACAAAUUUUUAGGCUUUCGUCAUCUCAAAAAGGGCAUCCAAUAUCCAGAAUAACAGUGAUACAUAAAUAUGUUAAUGUGCAUGCAAAUGCACUCAUGAAAUGAACUGGAAUGGUCUCGCUAGAAGUGGGACAAUCCACACGAUCACUGAAAAGAUAGUGUCACCAAAAUAGGAGGCGUCUGAAAAUAACCUUGUCAGUAAUUGAUCUUUAUGUGAUGUAUGUCAGUAUUACUAGUGCUUUGCUAAAAGCUCUUCCUUGUCACACUGUCACACAGUAAUUUUUACCCUAGAAUCUCACGAAAUAAAAAAAAAAUAUAGACUUGGAGAUCGGUUUAUUUCACUAGAGCUAAUGAGAUACUUUCCCAUGAUGCUAUGAGAGUUAGGCCGCAGCUAAGCUUGUCUUGUAACAGCACACCAGUGUGUCUUAAAUAGUACAUGGUAGAAGAGUGCAAAAGCAGAAUACCUGGAUGUGAAUUUGCACCAGUGUUUUAACAAUACAUCUAAGAUUGUCUUGAACGCAAAAACAGCAACAACUUUGUCGUAAACUAGAACGUCCACCUCUGCAGCCGUGUCAGUGUCGACGAACUAGAAGCUUUAUUUGAACUGUCCGUUUUUCAUGCUUUGUGUAGGUGAAACGUACUUCAGUGUUAACACUGCCACUUUUUAAGUUUAGGGACUCUGUCAACACACGCUUUAAAACUGCCUUUUCUCCAGUACUGCUGUGUCACCUGAGCUUCCACGCCUGUCAUGUCUUGUGUGUGUCGAGAUGAAUUGUGACAAAUGUCUGAUGAGUGUUCACGUGUUUUCUGUGGCUCUGGAUAGUUCUAUUUUAAUAAAAACCAACAGUAUAAU
Myripristis murdjan (pinecone soldierfish) is the source of this 4370-nucleotide messenger RNA. Its product is annotated as solute carrier family 41 member 1-like. Lineage: Eukaryota; Metazoa; Chordata; Actinopteri; Holocentriformes; Holocentridae. Bases 187 to 1659 code for a protein of 490 amino acids. Gene Ontology annotation, biological process: monoatomic cation transport. The transcript has 11 exons. Gene Ontology annotation, molecular function: monoatomic cation transmembrane transporter activity. The record is from RefSeq and is a predicted model, not a curated record. Gene Ontology annotation, cellular component: plasma membrane.